CUCGCUUGGCUUAAAACCCUGCAUCUCAGCAGCCCCCUUCUUUCUCUUCACGGUGAAGAGGAGCCAUUCUCGCCGGCGGCCACCAACACCGCCGCCACUACCGCGUCCGCUUCCCGGUUCCCAGCUCUCGCUCUCCAUCCAGCUACUAAUUGCUGGCAUAGAGAUGACGAGCAGGCUAUGGAGAAUGUAUGCCGAUCAUGUGUACAAUCGGUGGGAGAAGACGGUUCUCUGGGAUAUGAUUGAGCCCUACCGACGUCCCCGGUCCUUUACCCCUCUCGUCUCCAUCUAUAUCGCUGCGUUCUACACUGGCGUCAUUGGCUCGGCUCUCACAGAGCAACUCUACAAGGAAAAGUACUGGGAGGAUCAUCCUGGGGAAGCAGUGCCAAUCAUGAGGCCAAAGUUUUAUUGGGGUCCUUGGAAAAUAAACAGGGGUUCUGUCUUGCCUCCCAAUCAGUAGAAGGAUGACUGGCAGAUAAGAAUUGCAUGUGAAUUGUUUUAGGGAGGGCUUUGCCAUAUUUUAUGAUCUGGUAAACUUGUCAAGAGACUUGAAUUUUCUUUGAAUAAAGUUGUAAAAGAUGGAUGGCCAUGGCUUAUAUAUAGCAUACUAUCUUAAUUUUAGUUUA
Dioscorea cayenensis subsp. rotundata (Guinea yam) is the source of this 623-nucleotide messenger RNA. RefSeq lists its product as uncharacterized. The coding region runs from base 164 to 457 and encodes 97 amino acids. The record is from RefSeq and is a predicted model, not a curated record. NCBI's taxonomy places the organism in Eukaryota, Viridiplantae, Streptophyta, Magnoliopsida, Dioscoreales, Dioscoreaceae. The transcript is spliced from 3 exons.